AUUUCUUUUCAAUUUUAGGGUUAUUUUGUUAUUCUUAAAUUUGUGAAAAUCAAAAUUUUGAAAAACUGGGUUUCCUGUUUAAAGGUGAUUUCGAGCUAUUUUUUUGCUAAUUUCUUUCGCAAAUUGGGAAAAUUCAGCUCAAAUUUGAAUAUUUAAUGGUAAUUUUCAAAAAAAUUCAAGGUAAUUCAAGACACCCGGCAAGAAAAUGUCGGGGGCUGAAGCCACAACUCUGAUGACCAGUCGGGAGCCAUUCAUGAUAGCACCCACUUCUUCCGCCGUCCAUAAUUCACCGGCACCAGCACAGACCCCGGCGGCUUCGCAGGCGCAGUUGGAUCAGUCUAUGCGGAUGGUGUACACCACAGAUGGAAGUGCUACGGUGUACAGGCCCGUAGGAUCAUCCCCGCAGCCGUACAAUCCUGUCCCUGCGGGCGUGGCCACAGUAAAAAAUGUCACGAAUUUGAACUCUGGUGAGCAGAAGCGGAAGAGAGGGCGGCCGAGGAAGUACGGCCCCGAUGGCAGCAUGGCAGUGGCUAUGACGUCAGGCCAGCGGCCUGUCGGCAUCUCUCCACCUCCGCCGAUCAGUGGGACUUUCUCACAGUCUAUGGCAACUCCACCAUCCGUCACAACUCCUCCGCAGCCGCAGCCACAUCUGGGCGGAUCGGCCUCGCCAACUGCCAAGAAGGGCAGAGGACGACCUCGUGGUUCCAGCAACAAGCAACAAAAGGAAACUAUGGGUAAAGUCCCUUUCUUUCUUCGAAGUUAUAUAUGUACAUAUAAAUGUGAUAGAUGGGGUUUAAAUUAAAUUAAUUGAUGAAUA
This is a messenger RNA of Olea europaea var. sylvestris, 817 nucleotides long. RefSeq names its product AT-hook motif nuclear-localized protein 10-like. Gene Ontology annotation, molecular function: DNA binding. Lineage: Eukaryota; Viridiplantae; Streptophyta; Magnoliopsida; Lamiales; Oleaceae. Bases 206 to 802 code for a protein of 198 amino acids. The record is from RefSeq and is a predicted model, not a curated record. The transcript is spliced from 2 exons.